This is a messenger RNA of Diutina rugosa, 1353 nucleotides long. RefSeq lists its product as uncharacterized. NCBI's taxonomy places the organism in Eukaryota, Fungi, Ascomycota, Pichiomycetes, Serinales, Debaryomycetaceae. The record is from RefSeq and is a predicted model, not a curated record. The transcript has a single exon. The coding region runs from base 1 to 1353 and encodes 450 amino acids.
AUGGCUCGCGCCAGUAAGGAACGUCUUGCUUCAAAGAAGGCUGGGAAGGCUGACGUUAUCUCAUUCAGAGUAAGAAAAAUGAAGUGUCUCGAAAAAGAGGCUAACAUCAUCCUCCCAGAAUGCAGCCACCUCAAUCCCAACGAUGACUCAAUUGAAAAUCUCUGCCAGAAUUUUGAUGUCAAAGGAGGAUUUAUCAACAAGUUCAACGAGCUUUGUAUGCGCAACACCGGCCCACAUGAGCCGAAAAUUGACAUGAACUACAUUGUCAAAGCUUUCGUUGGUGUGAUCGGCAAAAAGGUUGGGAUUACGGACUCCUCACCCAUUUACUUGAAGAUGCACAAAUGUCUGACAUUGGAAAAGAUUGAAGACAUCCUUUGGAACGAAUGGCUUGAUCCCUGUGAGAUUAUGGCCAAGGCGUUUCUGUUGCACAACAGAAGGGGAAUACAUGUCAACGCUUACGUUAACAACACUGCCCGCAUACCCCUCAUCUUUUCGGCAAUCGCGCUGCUGGCCAAGACCUUGGAAAACGCUUUGACGAUCUGUCAUGAAAUUUUCGAGGUGUUGAAAGAAAAUGAUCGUCUGUGGUACAAAUCAAUCUUCAUAGACAAACCAAUCGUCCUUACGCAAACUGUCGAGUGGACCAUUGUCUGCCCUACUCUGUAUGAUUAUCAGGGCACCACUUUGGAUCAAAAGCGUUACAAAAAGAUCAAUGAAUUCCUCGACUUCUCAGAGGGUGCUAGUGACAAUCUCUGGAAUGUCGGUAAACUUGAAGCUACUGCGACGUAUCUUCAAUGCUCUGAACACUAUGACAAGUCUUUCAAGUACAGGGUGCAUCUUCGGAAUGUGAUACUGAGUUUCUCAUUGUAUCAGAACCCUUUGGAGGAACUGGUUGCGUAUACUAUCGCCCGAGUGGUUGAGACAACACUGGGCGCCUGGUUUCGGUCUGAUUGGAUUUUGAGCAAGGCUGCCAAAAAAUUGUUCGAGUGUAGAACUUGGAGGGCAUUUGAAGAGUGGUGUGCGGAGAACAUGGUGCAACCCCGUGCAAUCAUGGGGAAAAUCUUCGUCGUUUCGAAUCAGCCCAAUCAAGAUGAGUCGUCAAUUUUAAAUGACCAUAAUUACGUGCCGUUUUUGGCGUACCAAUGUGGGCUUUUGAGAAAACUCUCACGGGAGUGCUCAUGGGAGGAAGUGUCUAUCAGGGGUACUGCAAUUAUCGAGAAAUUGAUGAGACUGCAGGAAUACUGGUGGGAACCCCGCUUGCCGACAGGGUCACCAUUGCUGGCGAUUCAACUCCUGCAAAGAAUUGAAGCGUUUCGUGCGCUUCCGACGCUUGCUUCUGGUUACCCUCACCAAUGA